AUGUCUAGGAUAUUUGAGAAACAAGGGCCGUAUGAAGAAAAUGAAGAUUGUAAAGCCUUUGUCGAAUCGGUUCUAAACAGAGUUAAAGAGUUUAUCGUGUCAAACGAUUUGAUCAAACAACCUCUUGAACAAGCAGACACGUGUAGAUAUUAUCGCCCUAUCAUAUAUUCAAAUGCAUGGAGUUUUUUAAUCAUUUUGGGAUUUUUCACCACCAACAAUAGUCCUAGGAAUAAUGAAGAUAAUUCAGAGCUAAGACUCUCACUGUUAGACGUAUCUAACAUAUUCGUGGAAUUAAACAAAAAUGUACCACAAUGUAAAUUAACGAAUUGGAUAUUUCUCAAGACACUAACACAAAAACAAGUCGUUGACUUUCAGUUGCCAGGUCAGACAGAACCAUCAACAAAAGGAUAUAUAUUUCGCAAUAAGGAUCGCUACACAUAUGGUCUGACCAAAUAUGGGAGGAAAUGUGUAGAACCACUAAUAUCAAAAUUUGAGUACCCAUUAUCAGUUGUGCGGCAUUCUGAAUUUGUAACCGCUUUGGCUACACCAAGCCAACGCCAAAAUGAUGAAACGCUUAAUGAUAUAGGCAAGCUAAGGUUCGAUCCCAGCAGCCUGCUUAGCAGCAAUGUUGGUUCUUUGGAUGAUAUUGAUAAAUUGAGAUACGAUCCAGCUGUAACGAGAAGUGAGGAUUAUAUUCUAGACAAUAUUCUCGGUUUUAAAACGGACUCCAGAUCCCUAUUAAAUAGUGAUCGUACAAUUAGAGGACUCAUGGAUUUGUCAAGCAAGUCAGCGCUAACUCUGGAUAGGUUUACUGAUAGAAAUGGUGAAUUGUCUAGCGUAAACAAGCUAGCUGUAAAAGAGAAUUCGCCACAAGGUAAGGAGCAGGAACCAUUCCCUCGUUUUUCAGAUGACAUUAAAUCAGUUGUGGAUAUAGAUGAUUCAUCUUUGGACGGGGAAAAGUUUAUUGAUGACGAGGAUGUAUCAGUAGACGAUGAAUUUUUCAACUUGUCACCCACUUCUAGACGCAUUCUUACUGCUGACAAUUCACAAGAGUUUAACCAUAUUCGUAGUCUCUUUUCAAAUGUUAAAUCCGAUCCAGAUAUUCCCCUUGGGAACAAUGAGCCUGAUUCAAAAUGCGGCAAAGAUACCGGAUCAAAUAGAUCGUCAGUUAAUAAAAGUGUGGAAUUUACCACUCCAAACAAACGCACAUCUGUUAACAUGAAUUACAGUGACAGUUAUGCAGAUGAUGAUUCUUACACUCUUGUAAAAUCACAAGAUAUAUAUUUACAACCCCUAAGACUCAGGUUAAAGGAGCGUUUAGGGAUUGAUGUCUUUGAGGACCAAGUAAAAUAUGAAAUUAUCACGGUUGUUGAUAAACGCGAAUUGCAUGAUUCAGAUAAUAAAUACCAUAAUAAAUUGAUGGAGGUUUUCCAGGAGGCUGAUAAGCGUAUCAUUUUUAAGCAGCUUCCUCUUGGGGAUGUCAUAUGGAUAGUAAAUGUGAUAGGAAACUCCGCAAAAGAAGAAUUUAAUGAUGCGUAUAUGCUAGAUUGGGUUCUAGAACGUAAAACAACCGCUGAUUUGGCGUCUAGCAUAACUGAUGGUCGAUAUGACGAUCAGAAACUCCGCCUUUUGAAUUUAGACGGAUUCAAACGUGUCAUAUAUCUGUUUGAGGAUAGCAAUAUAUCUACCCUCACUGGAAGAAUGGGUGCUCUAGGGCAGCGUGGCAUAAACUCUGCUGCCAUUGCCUCUGCGAAAAUUCAUACACAGUUGAUUACUGGUUUUAACAUUAUACACACCAAAGGAAUGUCUCACAGCGCUGCGAGCUUGCUGUUAAUGCAUUUAAAUGUAGAAAAAUUGGUAAAUGAGCGUAUUAGAAUGGGAAGGGUGUUGGAAGAAUGUACAGAGUAUACUGGAAUAAUGCAAUGGCUUUCUGAACGAUACACAAAGUUUUCCGAGUGGGAAAGUAGGAACAGAAGAAGGGUCCAAAUGACGUACUUUGAGGUGUUUGGAAAACAACUAAGGUCCAUCCCUGGGUGUGGAGCAGAAACGACGGAAGCUAUACUUUCUGUGUGGCCUACACCCUAUUUAUUUUCACAAGCUUUACACGAUAUGAGCUUUAACGAGAUCAAUACCGUUUUAAAUGAGUUUAGGUCGAAAAAACGCAAAAGAGGAAAACUCACGGCAAAUGUUUGUUUAUUUUAUUUCCACAUGCAUUAA
This is a messenger RNA of Theileria equi strain WA, 2217 nucleotides long. RefSeq lists its product as hypothetical. Gene Ontology annotation, cellular component: nucleus; Holliday junction resolvase complex. The record is from RefSeq and is a predicted model, not a curated record. Bases 1 to 2217 code for a protein of 738 amino acids. The transcript has 2 exons. Gene Ontology annotation, biological process: resolution of meiotic recombination intermediates; DNA catabolic process; double-strand break repair via break-induced replication. NCBI's taxonomy places the organism in Eukaryota, Apicomplexa, Aconoidasida, Piroplasmida, Theileriidae. Gene Ontology annotation, molecular function: crossover junction DNA endonuclease activity; DNA binding; 3'-flap endonuclease activity.